This is a messenger RNA of Entrophospora candida, 651 nucleotides long. The record is from the annotation of a GenBank genome assembly. NCBI's taxonomy places the organism in Eukaryota, Fungi, Glomeromycota, Glomeromycetes, Entrophosporales, Entrophosporaceae.
AUGGAAAUUUACAAUCUUUUAGUCAAUCAAUACCUUCUUCCUGAAUGUCUUAAUGCUGUAAAAUACCCUGUCUUUUGGAAGAGUACAGACGAGCCUUCGCUCAAAGAAUUUUUAGAUUUUCGACUUUCUGCUGGCAAUUUAGAAGACAUGAAAACUAAGCAUAAUCGCUACAAUAACGAACUGGAUGAAAUCAGUAAAUUCUACACUGAAGUAAGCAAAUGGUCAUCACCAAUAAAGCAUUUUUGGAAAAUUCAAGAUAAAAGACAAAAUAUUGUGAUGAGAAAUAAGUUGAUUGAAGAUAAAACCAAUUUACAAGAGGAAAAAGCAAGGAUGAAAAUAGCCCAGCAUAUAUCCAUUGCUACGGUGGCAACAGAACAAAUUCAAGAAUAUGCCAUGUCAACUACCACCAGCAUUGCAGAGAGAUUCCUUGAUAAUAGCAACGAAAGAACAUCAAAACGUACCAGAACUUAUAAGGAUAGUAAUGAUGACGAUGUUAACGAAGAUAAUCCUUUUUGGGCACCAGUAACAGAGUCAGGGUAUUUAGACGUGGUGCAAAAUGAAGAAAAUGAAGCAGAAAUACUGUUUCACUCGCCACGAAAUUAUAAUGAAGCUGCAAUUUUUCUUACUCCAAACAAAACGACAGAUGAAUAA